CAAUUUUGUCAUUCUCAUUCAUUGUUGUUGCCUGAUGGCUAUUAUUUCCUUUAUAAAUAUUUCGCAAUUUUAUUUACAGUGAUUAGUUCUGUGAUUGUACAUUUGUGAUAUCAAGAUGAUCCAACCGGACUACCCUUCAGCCCUAGGCUUACUGGCUCAUUUAAACUCGGACGAACUAAAAGAAAUGUUAAAUGACGACACCAAAUUCGACAGUGUUUUAAAAGACGUAAAACAGGUGAAAGAUUGGGAAACAGAGAGAGAGAUGACUAUAGCAAGCAAUAGAUCCUUAGCUGAGUUUAAUUUGAGCAAAGAGCCAGAACUAGAGGAAACGAAGGCAGCGGUUUUGGAAAAAUCUGAAAUGGGGGAGCAAUUGUGCACCAGGAUCCAAGAGUUAUUGGAAGAAUAUAAAACGAAAUCAGCUGGCAUAUCUCCGGAUACAACUCAAGCACUCCUACAGACAGCAGCAGCAGAAUCUGAGGAACAAUCCGAGAACCUUGCACAAGACUUUCUAUCAGGAAAGAUACCAGUGGAAAAGUUCCUUGAAGACUUUGAACCAGCCCGCAAAAACAUGCAUUUACGGAAAUUCAAAGCUGAGAAAAUGGCUGAGCUACUCCGAUCUGGCAGUCAGAGCUCCUUUGGUAAUGGGUUCGCAAAGCCAUACUUACCCUACCCAAGCUAUGGGCAACAAGGACCCCCAAGCGUGCCAUACCCCAUGGGACCACUCAAUAUGCCCAUGCCAGGCAUGUAUGGAAACCACUUUUAAAAUCAAUGUGUUCAUUGAAAUGAUUUUCUAUAGAUUAUCAAUUUUUAAAUUGAAAAUAUAAAUAUGAAUCAAAUAUUGUUUUAUAGAGAAUAUUUGUCAUGUAAAAAUUUAAAUUCUAUUCAUUGAUUGAUGAAUAGCCAGACACAACUGUUCGAUUGCCUGAUUGAUAACCUAAACCUAAAUAUGUCAAAGAUGGUCUUAAUUUUAUUAUUGACACAUUUUAUGUUAUAUAGGGGAACAACAACAUACAUAUUUUCAUUGCAUUCUAAAGUUCCUUUUUGUCACAAUUUUUAAAUGUUCAGACCAUUCUAUUCAAAAGAGGCGAACAAUAAAAAUACCUUUAAAUAAACUUUAUGUUAUUAUUUUUCAAUUUUCUAUUUUAAAAUGUAUUGUAUCAUUAC
Spodoptera litura is the source of this 1164-nucleotide messenger RNA. RefSeq names its product vacuolar protein sorting 37B (gene Vps37B). The record is from RefSeq and is a predicted model, not a curated record. NCBI's taxonomy places the organism in Eukaryota, Metazoa, Arthropoda, Insecta, Lepidoptera, Noctuidae. Gene Ontology annotation, biological process: protein targeting to membrane; protein targeting to vacuole; ubiquitin-dependent protein catabolic process via the multivesicular body sorting pathway. Gene Ontology annotation, cellular component: ESCRT I complex.